This is a messenger RNA of Hevea brasiliensis (rubber tree), 1805 nucleotides long. RefSeq names its product pectinesterase-like. Gene Ontology annotation, molecular function: pectinesterase inhibitor activity; pectinesterase activity. Lineage: Eukaryota; Viridiplantae; Streptophyta; Magnoliopsida; Malpighiales; Euphorbiaceae. The transcript is spliced from 2 exons. The record is from RefSeq and is a predicted model, not a curated record. The coding region runs from base 10 to 1680 and encodes 556 amino acids. Gene Ontology annotation, biological process: cell wall modification.
CCCAUUACCAUGGCUUCUAAGUUUUCUUCUCUAAGCACCAUUUCCCUUUUUCUCAUGCUUUUCUUCUCCCUUUCCCUUGCAGACUCUAUACCAAUCUUCAAUACUCCAGAAACUCUUUGUAACUCCACUCCUCAUCCAUCCUUUUGCAAAUCCUCUUUGCCAUAUAACAAGCGUGGAACCAUCCACGACUAUGCCAAGAUUUCUAUUUCCAAUUCCUUGACGAAUGCAAGAAGCUUUCUUUCACUCGUCCUACAUUACUUGAACCUACCCUCUACAUCCUAUGAAUCCACCGUUCUCGCCCUUGAAGAUUGCCUGUUUUUAGCUCAGCUAAACAUAGACUUCUUGUCAUAUGCAUUCGAAACUACAAAUAUUUCUAAUGAUAACAAUCUUCCAGGCUCGAUUACCUUUGAUCUACUAACGUUGUUUAGUGCCACUUUGACCAACCUAGAAACUUGCCUGGAAGGCCUUCAAUCCUCAGCAUCAGCUUCAAAUAUCUUGAAUAGCCUAUCUGCACCUCUUUCUAAUGGAACCCAGUAUUGUAGUGUCUCCCUCGCUCUUUUUCUACAUGCUUGGGCUCCUAACACAAAGGAAGGUAGAUUGCUAACAGAAAGAAACGACACAUUCCCCAAUAUGGAGGUUGGUGCAAGAAAAAGCUUGCCUUUACAGACGCACAAGUCUAUAAUUGGAAGAAAACUCCUUCAAGCAUUUACAGAUGGUGUUUCAGUGAGAAAAAUGGCGGUCGUGAAUCCAUAUGGAACUGGGGAUUUUGCUACUAUUACCGACGCUGUGAAUGCUGCACCUAAUAACACAGCUAGCAGCGACGGAUAUUUUGUGAUUUACGUGGUUGCAGGGGUUUAUAACGAGUAUGUUUCCAUUCCAAAGUACAAGAAAUACUUGAUGAUGAUCGGUGAUGGUAUUAACCAGACCAUCAUCGCUGGAAACCGGAGUGUCGUUGAUGGGUGGACUACAUUUAACUCUGCCACGUUUGCUGCAGUUGGGCAAGGUUUUGUUGCAGUGAACAUAACAUUUCAGAACACAGCAGGAGCAAUUAAGCAGCAAGCGGUGGCAGUUAGAAAUGGAGCUGAUUUAUCUGCAUUCUAUAACUGCAGCUUUGAAGGGUACCAAGACACCUUAUAUACUCAUUCUCUCAGGCAAUUCUACAGGAACUGUGAAAUAUAUGGCACCAUAGAUUACAUAUUCGGUAACGCCGUUGUUGUUUUCCAGAACUGCAAGAUUUAUACAAGACUACCCUUGAAUGGCCAGUUCAACACCGUAACUGCACAUGGCAGAACUGACCCUAACCAAAACACGGGCACUUCAAUACAAAAUUGUAGUAUAUUGGCAGCUGAGGACUUGGCCUCAAGCAAUGGCACUACAAAGUCUUACUUAGGGAGGCCAUGGAAGGAGUAUUCAAGAACAGUUGUGAUGCAAUCUUUCAUAGAUAGUCUAAUUGAUCCUUCUGGUUGGGCUCCAUGGUCAGGAGAUUUUGCACUUGCUACACUUUAUUAUGCAGAAUUUGAUAACACUGGUCCAGGAUCAGAUCCUACUAAUAGGGUUACAUGGCCUGGUUAUCAUUUGAUUAAUGCUACCGAUGCGGCGAACUUCACUGUAUCCAACUUCACACUGGGAGAUUUCUGGUUGCCGGCGACCGGUGUGCCUUAUUUUGGUGGUUUGCUGUGAAUUACUUGACUUCCAAAAUGAUUGACAAUUUUACUGGUUCUUAUGUUAUGUUAUGUUUUGUUUUUUAAAUAUUGAUCAAUUGCUUAUCCGUUGUCAUGAGAGAAACAUGAGAAAUGAGUCUUACU